AUCGCCUUGAAAGAUCCUUAAUAAAAUUUAUCAAUUUCUAUGUUUUAAUUUUGAUUUUAACUUUGUUUUAAUUUUUUUUUUCAUCUCCAUUUGUUUAUAAAUAGGGAAGGUCUGAAGCUUGAGAAUUAGGACAUGGCCGAGGCCGUUAAAAGAAGCUCCUUUACUUUCGCUGUCCCUCCUCCACUCCGCAUAAAACAAAUGGCGUAGAAGCAAUUGCUGGUGAGCUUUGCGUGCUGGAUUCCUUGACGGAUUCUCCGUUUCCUUGUCCACUUUUGGCUAUUUCUAGGUUUUGGUGGGAGUAACGGAGGAGGGGAGUGCCUCUGCUUCUGCGCCUGCGCGGGGUGUUGAUGAGGAGAAGGAACCGUGGAAGAGCAGCAGGCGAAACUGGGAAAGGCGGAGGACUUGCUGGGGAUCUUCGACUGUAUCAAUGACGUCGCCGCAGCGAUCGCGGCGUCGGCAGCGAGGAUGAGCGAGCGCGCGUACCGGGUGGAGACCACGCCGCGGCUCGCUCAAUGGAGGAUCGAUACCCUCUCCCCUUUCUCCUUUCGCAAGUCCGACCCCUUCAAGAUCGGUCUCUGGAACUGGUACCUUGCAGUUGAGAAGAACAGGCAACUCCUUGUGAAGCUAUAUCCUGAGGGUUCAAACUUGACAAAGGAGAAGCCACCGAUUGCUUCCUUGAUUAUCAAGAUUGUUUCUCUGUCUGCACCAAACCGCAACACCCUCAUUCAUCCAGGAAUUUCUGACAAGCUGCUAAAGAACAGUGGCGACUGUGUCUGGGCCAUUGACACCUUGUUCACUGGACGAUUCAUCAUCGACGUCGAGUUCCUUGAUCUAAAGAUUGUACCUCCAUCAGGUGGUGAACCUGCCUCGAUUUGGACCAGCUAUCAGGCAACAAAGCAAACUGAAGCUGCAGUCCUCAACUCACUCGGAAGGAUGCUGAGUGAGAGCAUCCACACUGACAUCACAAUCAAUGUCACUGAUGGUAGCAUUGGUGCGCACAGGGCCGUCCUCGCUACAAGAUCUCCCGUUUUCGACAGCAUGUUCUCCCACAACCUCAGGGAGAAAGAACAUUCCACCAUCAACAUCUCGGACAUGUCCUUUGAUGCUUGCCAAGCCUUCCUCAACUUCAUUUAUGGCAACUUCCAGCUCGAAGAGUUCAUGGUACACCGCAUUGCCCUCCUCCGAGCAGCUGACAAGUAUGAUAUCUCCGACCUAAAGGAGGCAUGCCACGAAAGCCUAGUAGAAGACAUUGAUACUAGGAAUGUUCUCGAGAGGCUCCAGAUUGCCCAUCUCCACCACUUGUCCAAGCUAAAGAGUUCCUGCUUCCGAUACCUAGUGAACUUUGGAAAGAUAUACGAGAUUCACGAAGAAUUUAACAACUUUAUGCAGAGCGCCGAUAGAGAACACAUAGCUGAAGUAUUUCAUGAGGUUCUUGCUGCUUGGAGAGGUAUAUAAAUGGCUGAAACAUUCAAAUGACUGAAACCAAAUGGCUGCUAAAUGGCGUGAGUAAUUCUUUGUCUACUUGGGUCUAAUUGUUAUUGUACACAAAGGGAUGCUGAAACUGAAAUUGAAACUACUGUACAAAAAUAUAUUAUGGUGAGUAGGUAAAAUCUUUAGUGAAUAAAGAUGUAUAUUUCGAUUGGAACAAGUAGAUUUGUGUCAUGGACACAAAAGAUUAUGUUCCAAUGUAUUGUUAUAUGUCAUUUGGUUAUUAUGAAAUAUGAAUUCAGAGCCUGAUAAAUUUCUGUGAAA
Zingiber officinale is the source of this 1752-nucleotide messenger RNA. RefSeq names its product BTB/POZ domain-containing protein At1g55760-like. NCBI's taxonomy places the organism in Eukaryota, Viridiplantae, Streptophyta, Magnoliopsida, Zingiberales, Zingiberaceae. Gene Ontology annotation, molecular function: protein binding. The coding region runs from base 466 to 1455 and encodes 329 amino acids. The transcript has 4 exons. The record is from RefSeq and is a predicted model, not a curated record.